Callorhinchus milii (elephant shark) is the source of this 3251-nucleotide messenger RNA. It is a transcript of the gene ulk1b, whose product is annotated as unc-51 like autophagy activating kinase 1. Gene Ontology annotation, cellular component: cytoplasm; autophagosome. NCBI's taxonomy places the organism in Eukaryota, Metazoa, Chordata, Chondrichthyes, Chimaeriformes, Callorhinchidae. Gene Ontology annotation, biological process: peptidyl-serine phosphorylation; autophagy; autophagosome organization. Gene Ontology annotation, molecular function: protein serine/threonine kinase activity; ATP binding. The record is from RefSeq and is a predicted model, not a curated record.
GAGAUGACAAACGCUGUGUAUCUGGUCAUGGAGUACUGUAACGGAGGUGACCUGGCUGACUAUCUGCAUGUGAAAGGCACCCUCAGUGAGGACACCAUCAGAGUUUUCCUCCAGCAGAUCGCGGGAGCGAUGAAGUUGCUGCACAGUAAAGGCAUCAUCCACCGGGACCUCAAGCCACAGAACAUCCUCCUGACGUGUGCUGGAGGCAGGAAGUCCAACCCCAGCACCAUCUGCAUCAAGAUCGCUGAUUUUGGUUUUGCUCGAUAUCUGCAAAGCAACAUGCUAGCAGCAACUCUGUGUGGGUCUCCCAUGUACAUGGCCCCAGAAGUCAUCAUGUCGCAACAUUACGAUGCGAAGGCUGAUCUUUGGAGCAUCGGAACCAUGGUGUAUCAGUGCCUGACCGGCAAGGCCCCUUUCCAGGCCAACAGCCCUCAGGACCUCAGACUCUUCUAUGAGAAAAACAGGAACCUAACACCAAACAUUCCCAGAGAGACGUCCAGCGACCUCCAUAACCUGCUGCUCGGCCUCCUGCAGCGCGAUCAUCAACAGCGCAUGGAGUUCAGUGAGUUUUUCCACCACCCGUUCCUGGAGAUCAGCACGUCACUGAGGAAAUCGGCUCCGGUCCAGAUGCGGUCAGACCCCGGCUCAGCCUCCGGCAGCUCCUGCAGCAGCUCCUCCACGUCCCACUUGGCUUCACCCCCGAACGUUUCGCUGUGCGGAGCCCAACAGCUGAGCGACAGGACCCUGGCUCCCCCCACGCCCGCCUCUCCCGGCUUCCUGCUGAGCUCCACCGACAGCGGCAAGAACUCCGCCUGCGACAUUGACGAUUUCGUGCUUGUGCCGUACAGCAGCCAGGUCCCCGGUGACCUGGCGGAGGGCGUGGACGAGGAAAGGACCGCGGGGGACAGCUUGGUGCUGAGCGGGUCUCUGCUGACCUCGGCGGGAAUGGAGAGUCGGGGCCCAAUUUCCUCAUCCUCAGCGUCCAGCUGUUCCUGCAGCCCAUCUGGCACGUCUGUCAGUGCAGAGGAUCCUCAGACAGCAACUCCUUAUGACAAACCUUCUCCCUGUAGACGGACGAGGACACUUGGCAGUUACGGAGAGUCAGUUCCAAUACCGGUCCCAACCCAACUCCACAACUUCCAGCGGAUCGAAGAGAACUUGCAGUCACCCAAGCAGAGCCUUUCUCCCAGGAUCGGGAUCAGGCCGGGAAUCUACUGCCCAGGUUUCCAGCCGAGCUGGAAUCUCGCCUCCUCAGGGCUCCUUUGGGCUCGGAAACUACUCUGUGGGGUCUCAAAGGUGUGCCCGACCUCACUCCCAGGAGCAGAGACGGAUCAGCUCGCCCUGCGUUGCAGACUGCACAGCGCUCCCAAUCUCUCGGCCCUGCCUGCCACGCAGCACAGGAUUAAGAAGCAGCGUUCCGAGCCUGCCGUGACGCAGUACGGAUACGCCCGGGGGCCUGGGCUGGUGCCGUGCAGACCGAUGCCAUCCUGCUCCAAGCUCUGUGAGUUAAUGCAGAGGAGCCCGCUGCCGACCAUCAUUGGUUCCCCGACCAAGGCCAUCUCCCCGUUCGAAUUCCCGAUCGUACCGAGCUCCCACAAUCUGGUCCGAAUGUUUGCACAUCAGGUGCUCGCUCCCGCUCCCACCGUGCCCGACCCGGGAGAGGCACCGCGCCUGCUGGCCGAGCACCGCACAUCUCAGGAGGACGUGACGCUCGGCAGGUCGCCGAGCGCUGGCAAACUGUCCGACCUGUUGUUGAAAGCUGCUUUUGGAGAUCAGAUCCCAGACACGGACGGCAACAAGAGUCAGAAACCAGAGAGACCAACGGAUGGAAUGGCCCCAAAAUGUCCUCAAGCGGCGACCGUGUGCUCAGGGGCUGCUAGUCGGGCAGGCAGUCCGGUACCCGUGGUGUUCACUGUGGGGUCACCUCCCAAGGGAACAACCUCCGCCCAACCCAACACAAGAGCGUUCUCAGUUGGCUCCACCGGUUGGGCCAGCUGCCUGGACUGCGGGGGUGGGCGAUGCUCCUCCCGAGCUCCCGGAGCACCCCCCAUAGUCAGCGACGGUCUCCUCAGCCUCCGCCUCGUUUACACAGACGCCCUGGCCGCAAACAUGGAGACCAUGGUGACCUUUGAAGCCCCAGAACUGCCCGAAGAAACACUAAUGGAGCAGGAACACACCGAGAUCUUGAAGAACCUGCGCUUCACGCUGGUGUUUGUCAGCUGCGUGAUGGAGAUCGCGGACGCGAAGGGCAGCUCCGCGGAGAUGUGCAGCUCCGUGGCUUCUGGGGGUCGGCUGCAGGACAGCGAGGUGAUGGAUCAGAUCAGUCUGCUCAGCAGAGAGUGGAGCUUCGCUGAACAGCUGGUUCUCUACAUGAAAGUGACAGAGCUGCUAUCCUGUGCCCUGGACACCAGCCGCAUCCACAUCAGAUCCGGAAAGCUCUACCCGUCGGCUGCCGUCAAACAAGUGGUGAAGAAGUUGAACGAGCUGUACAAGGUGUGUGUGACCUUCUGCCAGGGUCUCAGUACUCGUCUUCAGCGCUUCUUCCUGGACAAACAGCGACUGAUGGACCGAAUCAACAGCAUCACCGCUGAGAAACUCAUCUACAGCUACGCCGUGCACAUGGUACAGGCAGCAGCGUUGGAUGAGAUGUUCCAGCAGGCGAGGGACUAUGUGCAGAGAUACCACAAGGCACUGCUGCUGAUGGAGGGUCUGACCCAGAUCAUCACAGACCAGGCAGACGUGGACGCCAUCAGCAAGUGUAAACAGUGCAUUGAGCGGAGACUUUCUGCCCUGCGGCCCGGUUUGUGCGCGUGAGACGUGCGGUUUACAGUCCUCUGUAGAGCCCCAGUCUCUCCCAGUGUCAGCCUCCAAAGAUGGGGCUGCCUGAACAUGGAUACAGUUAUUGUCUGUGUCUCCCUUUGAUAUUUCUUGGAAGAACUUUUGGCAGUUCUUAAUAAGACAUUUGACGGGACAUGAAAUGAACAGACGUGUUGGGCUGACCGGGCCCCUGUCCGCCUAUUUCUACGAUCCCUGAUUGAUAUCGUCUUGAACUCUACGGGAUUGCAUUCUGAACCAGAUACGAAGCAGACACAUACACUGCUCCAGAGACUGGAUGUCAGCCAGACAUGCGUAGUAAAGUUUACUGGUAUAUUUCAUCAAACGCUGCCUUGAAGCACUUUCCUCACUUUUUCUGGUGUGAGUCAAACAAGAAGCUACACGGAGGUCACUUUAUAAUCUAUUGCUUUGUAGUC